GUAAACAAGGCCAUUGCUCUUAUCCAACAAUACUUUUUUGAUAAAAGAAACCAAGGUUAAGCUCAGCAUUCCAAAAGAAUGAGACCAAAUCAUGAUUACGAAUACCAAGCGUUGAUUGGAAAUCAGAAAUCGGCGAUCAAUCGAUCAUCCUUCAAUCGAAAGCGUUGGAUCAUCAUCAUCUUCAUUAUCUUCAUCAUCACUACUUCAAUUGCUUAUCAAUUCGUCAUAUCUCAACAUUAUAAUCCAGAAACACACUCUUCCUUUAAGAAACAACACGAGCGUAAUCCUUCGUACUUAGUCACUGGUUGGAAUGGUGCUGUAGCAAGUGAAGAAGCCAGAUGCUCUCAGAUCGGUCUAGAUGUUCUUAAAGAAAACGGUACAGCCACAGAUGCAGCUAUAGCUACGGCACUCUGUGUAGGCGUAGUCAACUGUUUUUCAACAGGAAUAGGUGGUGGAGGUUUUAUGGUGAUCAAACCAGCACCUUGUAGAUCACGUCAAGAUUGUGUAUCAGAAACACCCAUCAGUCUAGACUUUAGAGAAUCGAUUCCAGGUGGAGAUCUUUAUUCAGAAAAGUUUUUAAAUGAUCCAAAGAGUAGUCAAGUCGGUGGUUUAGCCAUUGGAAUCCCAGGUGAACUUUCGGGGUUUGAUUUAGCUUUUCGUAAGUAUGGUGGUGGUGUAAGUUGGUCUAGGAUCUUUGAACCUUCAAUCAAUUUAUCAAAAGAAUUUCAAGUGGGUCAUGCAUUGAAUCAAAAACUUUAUAAUGAUGGUGGUAACGAUCACUCUCAAUGGAUUAAAUCGAAACCCGAGUGGAGAGACGUCUUCUUCCCUAAUGGACGAGACAUUUCGCAUGUUGGCGAUCUAAUCAAACGAGAAAAUUAUUCCAAUACACUCAAGAUUAUAGCAAAUCAAGGUAUUAAACCUUUCUAUGAAGGUGAUAUAGCUAAGCAAUUGGUUGAUGUUAUCAAUCGAGAAGGAGGCCAAGUUGAAAUGGAAGACUUUGCGAAUUAUCAAGCGAUAGUCAGACCAGCCCUUAAUACCACUUACCUAAAUCGAACAAUCUGGACUACUGAGAAUCCAUCAUCGGGUCCAAUGAUGAUUUACCUUUUGAACAUCUUAGAAGGAUUUCAACUGAAUCGAGUCCCAAGAACAGAACUAGAAGAACAUCGAUUUAUAGAAUCAUUAAAAUACGCAUUUGCUCGUCGUACCGAAUUAGGCGAUCCAGCUUUCCUUAAUACAACGCAACAAGAUCGAAUUAAAUCUUUCAUCCCCAAGACUUUUGCCGAUGAGACUCGUUCCAAAAUUGAUAACAAGACAUAUGAUUACAAACACUACGAUCCACGUUAUGACACUGUUGAAAGUCAUGGUACAACUCAUAUUAGUGUUUUGGACCAAUGGGGUUCAGCUGUUAGUCUGACUUCGACCGUUAAUCUGAUCUUUGGAAGUCGAGUGAUGGAUCCGAUCACAGGGAUCAUUUUGAAUGAUGAAAACGACGAUUUUAGUGUGAAAGGGAAAUCGAAUUCAUUUGAUUUAUUCUCUUCCCCACUCAAUUAUCCACAAAAAGGUAAACGACCCGUUAGCUCGAUGGCACCUAUCAUUGUUGAAGACCAAGAAGAAGUCUGGGCAGUAUUGGGGGCGAGUGGUGGAAGUAGAAUUCCUAGUGCGGUAGCAAGUACAUUGUUGAAGCUUGAUUGGGGAUAUGACUUAUCACAUGCUAUUGAAGAUGCACGAGUACAUCAUCAACUGCUUCCAAACCAAGCAAGGAUCGAGACGAGUUAUCCUCCCGAAUUCUUAGAGUCUUUAAAGGCCAGAGGCCACAAGAUCUCAAUGGUAGACGUCUAUAGUGGUCUUGCCGCCGUACAGGGUGUAGUGAGGAGAUCUGAUGGACUCAUAUUUGCAUCAAGUGAUAGCAGGAAACAUGGCGUACCAGCAGCUUAUUGAUAAUUUCUUUGAUAUAUAUACUUUUUAUUAUUUCAUCAUUUGAAUUGGGUAUUGUAUUAUACAAUAGGUAUAUGAACUUUAUCACAUUGGAAAUCUAACUGUUCAGCAAUUACAUUAAGCAAUAGCAUAAAACACGGCGUACCUGCAACUUAUCAACGGGUUUCUUUUCUCUGAUGUGUAUAUUUCAUGACUUCUAAACUUAGAUUGGGUCUUGCACUAUUAUACAAUAUUUAUAGGAACUUUGCAAUAUUUGUAUGUCUAUCUAUCCAGCAUGUUAUAUUUUGAUUCCUUGCAAGACUGACAUCAAUUGGAAAGUAGUUCAAUGCUUGCUUGUAUUCUUUGU
Messenger RNA from Melampsora larici-populina 98AG31, 2281 nucleotides. RefSeq lists its product as uncharacterized. Gene Ontology annotation, cellular component: plasma membrane; fungal-type vacuole. Gene Ontology annotation, molecular function: glutathione gamma-glutamate hydrolase. The transcript has 5 exons. Bases 79 to 1938 code for a protein of 619 amino acids. Gene Ontology annotation, biological process: glutathione catabolic process. NCBI's taxonomy places the organism in Eukaryota, Fungi, Basidiomycota, Pucciniomycetes, Pucciniales, Melampsoraceae. The record is from RefSeq and is a predicted model, not a curated record.